AUGGAGGAAUCACAAAGCCUUAGAGAAUUGUUUACAUCGGCCCGCGAAGCCAAGACUGCGCUGGAAUCAAGAGGGGACACCAACACCGAGGCCUACCUUGAUGCUGUCAAUGCGGCAAUUGCCAAGUUCCAAGAAUGCCAGCGACAAGUUAGCAUUCUGUCGCUGUUUAGUUCAAAUGAGUCGCUGGAUGAUGUAUCAACAGGCGAUAUCCAGUACAUGACAUUGGAGUAUUACCUUGCUGAACUCAUGCAGCGAGGUCCCACCACUGAUCGCGAAUCGGUCCUUCGUCGCGCGCUUGAACAAUACGAACAAUUUCUCACCCGCCUGGAUGAAUAUCAGUUAUUGCCCACUGGAGAUAAGAAACUACUUGAACGAUACAUGGCCAACCCCUCCACCUUUACCCUUGCGCCGAUGAACGAUGCCGCAGCUCGGCGAGAUGUCAAAGUGAGACGUUUCAGAGAAGAAAAAGAGCUUAAGCAGAAAAUAGAAUAUCUCGCCCGAAACGAAGCACGACUCCAAAGCGAUGACGAUGAUACCCGGCAACUGUAUCUAGCCGAGCUCCAACUCUAUACGCACCAAACUUUUCAAGCAUUAGACCUACUAAUGCAAGAGUUGUCUAUGCUUUCAGCUAUACGGAGCACGCCUGCACUCAUACAAUCUCCUCCAGAUGACCCCAGGCAACGCAGCAACCUGGGCGGUUCAAACUAUUCAGAUCGACUGGACCCGUCUCUAGCACAAUUACUUAAGGGCGGGCGAAACGGACCCCUAUUGAACAGUAAAGGCAAGCCUAUGCAACCUUUUACGCUGCUCGAUCGUCGGACGCAGCUACAACAAGGCGUCUUCCGAUCUGGCCAUAAUCUUCCGACUAUGACGAUUGACGAGUACCUUGAGGAAGAAAAGCGACGAGGCAAUUUCCUGCAGGGAGGAGAGCAGUCUGGAAUACAGCCGGAGAUUGACGAAGAUGAUCUUGACAAGGCGGAUGAGGAGACCAUGAAAGCUCGAGCCUGGGAUGAAUAUGUGGAGGCGAAUCCCAAAGGAGCUGGCAACACCCUCAAUAGAGGGUGA
This is a messenger RNA of Penicillium macrosclerotiorum, 1065 nucleotides long. RefSeq names its product IGBP1/TAP42 family protein. Gene Ontology annotation, molecular function: protein phosphatase 2A binding. Gene Ontology annotation, cellular component: cytosol. The record is from RefSeq and is a predicted model, not a curated record. NCBI's taxonomy places the organism in Eukaryota, Fungi, Ascomycota, Eurotiomycetes, Eurotiales, Aspergillaceae. The transcript is spliced from 3 exons. The coding region runs from base 1 to 1065 and encodes 354 amino acids. Gene Ontology annotation, biological process: regulation of signal transduction; regulation of dephosphorylation.